Anguilla rostrata (American eel) is the source of this 9459-nucleotide messenger RNA. Its product is annotated as sodium- and chloride-dependent glycine transporter 2-like. The coding region runs from base 2588 to 4969 and encodes 793 amino acids. Gene Ontology annotation, molecular function: glycine:sodium symporter activity. The transcript is spliced from 16 exons. The record is from RefSeq and is a predicted model, not a curated record. NCBI's taxonomy places the organism in Eukaryota, Metazoa, Chordata, Actinopteri, Anguilliformes, Anguillidae. Gene Ontology annotation, biological process: synaptic transmission, glycinergic; sodium ion transmembrane transport; glycine import across plasma membrane. Gene Ontology annotation, cellular component: plasma membrane.
AAUACACGAAGCGUCUGUUUUUUUCCACCCCACGGCGUAUGUAGUUGAACACUUUUAUCACGUGGCCUUGCUCUUUUCCCUGCCGUUAACUUCUCAAACGUGUUUUUUUUUAGGGAAACAUUGUAGCGCUGCCAGAAAGCGCGAGCACGCAUUGCUUGAAGUUGAUGUGUGUUUGUGCGUCACUGAAUUUAAUUCUUACAGCCAUUUCAUCUCUGAAUGGGAUGCCAUCUGUCUGCUCAGGAACGGCGCAAAAAGAGUUUCCAAAUAAGAAAAUGCUGACUAAAAUAUGUGCAUCAUUGAACAGUUUGCUGACAUUAAACUACCCCCCCCCCCCCCAUACAUUUCUUCCUGUAUCAUAAAUCAAAAUUCCACGUGUACAUAUGCACUGUUUAAGGAAACAACCUUUCUCAUCCGCUGUUAUGUAACGUCGGCAUUAUAUACAGUAGCCUAGCUUUUUGUACGGUUAUAUCUUUAAAAGUCCACGAGUGGGCUGUGACCUUCACAACAUCCUUCUCUUUAAAGGUAUUGUGUCACGGUGCCUCUUAUCGCGCCCAUGUCAGUAAGGCACUUAAGUGAUUAAUUAAUUACGUGGGCUGUGCGUAAUUAAUUACCAUUUGAUCACCAUAACUAUUAUCUCUGGUCACGGUAGGGCGAUAGAGGGUCUAUGUGAGGGCAACCGGGAUUUUAUAGUGGUAUAUUCUGCCCCAAUAAAACUAUUUUCAGUAAAAUGUCACGUAGUAUUCGGCUUUGAGGUUUAUAUAUAGAAUUGACGCGUGUAUAUGCCUAUUUAUAUAUACGUCUAUGUGUGUGAGAGAGGGAUUUUGUGGCAGUUUAUAUAGGCUAUUGCAGUGUACUCAAAUACUGAACACGUCCGAUGGUGUAAUUCAUUCAUUCGUUUCUCCAAUUUAAUUUCCAAGCGUAUUCGCUUGUAAAAUGCUUCUAAAUACACAGUUGCACACAGAGGACGUAGGCUACUGUUCGUGUAUAGAUGCAGAAUAUUAAAGUAGUUGCUCGAAUGUUUUAUUAGUCACUUUAAUUGUUUCCUGUUGUUUGUGUCAUAAACGUGCGAGGGUUAUAAAAAUUUUUUAAAAACGAAUAGGAGAAUGUCCAGUGGUUUUUUUUACUCCCAGACCUUGGCUGCCACAAGAGUGGGUGUGGAGAGGAGCAGAAAUCAAUUACAAUUAUUCUUCGUUGACAUAGUAAUUAAGACUGGAGAGGCUAGUUAAUGUAGGGCGGAAAGCCUUAUCUGUGCCUCGCGCAGAUUUAUUGCCGACGCCGUUAUUGUUCAUUUCAAACGAUUAUCCGAGGGUUGCAUUAGGUCUAUACGGGGAGCCUUGAGCAGUUUUCAAGGCAAAGCCAACCCUUUACGAAUGAACGGUUCCGUAGCGAACACAAAAAACGUAUAUACUAUAUUUAGAUUAGGCCUACACAGCACAAAAACGGCUAUACAGUUCACGGAAACGUACACUACGUUUCUGAGAAACAAAAAUGUGUGCUAUCCCAAUAAAGUUUUAGUGUAGGCUACCUAUAGCAUUUUGGCGAUGGCGAUGUUCUGCUUUGUUUUAUAGCCAAGUGUCUACCGCUAAAUAUAGAAAGUGACGCCUUUGUGGUUUGCGCAGCCUAUACGUUAUACGUGAAAUCUUCUAUUUCUAUUCACGUUUUAAGUCUAAGUCUUCGAACUUGUUUCUUUUUUCCUUUUUGUCAAGUUUUGAUCAAUUCGUGCCUCAACAACGCACUGAGCUAUGUUCAUAUAACGCCUGUGUGCGUGAGUUCAGUUUAAAUACUAAUACAUGUUUAUAUUGCUAAAUACUGUAGCUGAACACUUUAAUUAAUAACGAAUACAAGUGAAAUUAGUAUAAUUAACCGAUAUAAACGUGAUAUAGGCUACGGCACGUUUACAAAUAUAGUUUAAAAAAAUAAAAUAAAUAAAAAUGUAAUUGUAAAGCGAAAAAUGCUGACUUGAGUAUUUUACUAUCAGCGUUCAAGGACCGCAAUAAACAGAUUAAACUGAACGGUCGUUUGGAAAGUGUAUUUUUUAGCCAAGGCUUUGAGCUCAUUUAUUUCAAAUGACAGUUACCGGUUUUUUUUAAGUGUCUUUAUAAGUGGAUAUAUACAACAUGGCUCCGACAAGGGAAACGGUAAUAUUUGGUCUAACACACAGCUGUGAGAUAUAUGGAACUUUUUGCCCGUUUAAGUCCAAUGAGCAGUAAGAAUGUACAGCCUGUACCGUAGCCUACUUGCAAAAUAUUUCCAAUGAACGGCGAGGACUUUCGUCCGUUCCCAGGAGACCGGUUUAUUAAUCAGCUGCAAAUGAGUCAGUCCGAACACGCACGCUCCUGGACGAUGAGUGACAGCUAGCCGGCGCUUGCGCUUGUUGUCCCUUUAAAAAUCUGAAUCCGAGGCUAAUGAUUUAUCAAACUCUUAUUAUCAAGAAAAUGUCAGGCGAAGGGCACCUCGCUGUGCACUGACGCAAACCAAAUCUUUUCCACGGAGCUAUAGAAAGCUUUGCACUUGCCACUGCUAAAUUCAGUCUAUAUUGUCUUUACUGCUGUUUUCUUCCGUGGACCUAUCUGUUGCUGCUGCGGACAUGGAUUUUUGCGAAAAGAGAGAUUUGCCCAAGCAGCCCGUCAAUAGCCCUGCCAGAUUUGAUUCCUUACCCCAACCCGAAGGAGCUGGUGGACUUACAACAAACAAAUUCGGCAAUGUCCAAAACCUACCUCCCGACUCGCAGUCUGCGUAUCAGUCGCAGGCGACAGACGAGAGGAAAACUUUUUGUCCGGCAGAAAGCAAGCAGAGGGAGGCCGACGGCGAAAAGGCGUAUGGGACGUUUAAAAACGCGGCUCCUGUGCCAGUUCCGGCUAACUCUGCCCUUCGAAAGGAUUCCGGCGGACCCGCGCCACCCAAAACGGAUGGUUCUACAGCUGUUCAUGGCGCGCUGAUGUCCUCGCAUGUCACGGGCGCAUUGCCCAAUCAAAGCGCUGUCAAAGGCACAGUGGAGCAAAACAAUGCCACGAGCAACUGGGCUUCCAUGAGUCAGACCACCGUUUUACUCGGGACAGAUGGUAACACUUCUGUUAUGUCUGGCGCCACUGCCGGGGAUGACGACGAUGACGACGGAGGGGAUGAAAACAAAGCAAGAGGAAACUGGUCAAAUAAACUGGAUUUCAUUCUCUCAAUGGUUGGCUACGCGGUCGGUUUGGGUAAUGUGUGGAGAUUUCCAUAUUUAGCCUUCCAAAAUGGAGGAGGUGCUUUUUUGAUACCGUACCUGGUAAUGCUGUGCCUCGCCGGGAUCCCAAUAUUUUUAUUGGAGGUUUCUUUGGGUCAGUUCGCCAGCCAGGGACCUGUAUCUGUUUGGAAAGCGAUUCCAUCCCUUCAAGGUUGCGGGAUUGCCAUGUUGAUUAUAUCUGUCUUAAUAGCCAUAUACUAUAAUAUUAUUAUGUGCUGGACAUUGUACUACCUGUUCGCUUCGUUGAAGGGCUCACUCCCAUGGGCUAACUGUAGGAAUUCAUGGAACACACCGGACUGCAAAGACAAAGACAUGCUUUUAUUAGAUGCCUGCCUACUGCGGGAGAGGAACAGCACCUCUAUAAGGAACACUACCUUCUGUCUGUCGGCCAAUGCCCUUGGCAAUCUAAGCAAACUCACAAACUUCACAUCAGAGAAUAAGACCUAUGUCAGCCCAAGCGAAGAGUAUUUCAAGUACAAUGUGCUGCACAUUUCUAAAGGGAUUGAAUACCCAGGGGAUAUCCGCUGGCCCCUGGCACUGUGUUUAUUCCUGGCGUGGGUCAUUGUGUAUGCGUCUCUGGCUAAAGGAAUCAAGUCAUCUGGGAAAGUGGUGUAUUUCACGGCUACCUUCCCCUACGUGGUGCUGGUCAUUCUGCUGAUCAGGGGAGUCACUCUACCCGGCGCCGGUUCUGGCAUCCUCUAUUUCAUAACACCCAAGUGGGAAAAACUCAACGAUGCAAAGGUGUGGAAGGAUGCUGCCACUCAAAUUUUCUUCUCCCUGUCUGCAGCCUGGGGUGGACUCAUCACUCUGUCUUCCUACAACAAGUUCCACAAUAACUGCUACAGGGACACCAUCAUAGUGACGUGUACGAACAGUGCCACCAGCGUCUUCGCCGGCUUUGUCAUCUUCUCCGUGAUCGGCUUCAUGGCUCACGAGCUGAAGGUGCCCAUCGAGAAGGUGGCCGACGAAGGCCCAGGCAUUGCCUUUGUGGUGUACCCCGAGGCCCUGACCAGACUUCCCCUCUCCCCCUUCUGGGCCAUCAUCUUCUUCCUCAUGCUGCUGACACUGGGGCUGGAUACCAUGUUCGCCACCAUCGAAACCAUCGUGACUUCCGUGUCUGAUGAGUUCCCCAAGUACCUGCGCAAACACAAGCCCAUAUUCACGCUCGUAUGCUGCCUCUGCUUCUUCAUCCUCGGAUUCCCCAUGAUCACAGAGAGUGGGAUGUACAUGCUACAGCUGGUGGACACCUUCGCAGCCUCAUACUCCCUCGUCAUCAUAGCCAUUUUUGAACUGGUGGGAGUCUCGUAUAUAUACGGCUUGCAGAGGUUCUGCGAAGACAUCGAAAUGAUGAUCGGGUUCCAGCCGAACAGGUUCUGGCGGAUCUGCUGGGCCUUCGUGACGCCGACGAUUCUCACGUUCAUCCUGGGCUUGAGUCUGUACCAGUGGAAGGUGAUGACCUACGAGGACUACACCUAUCCCACCUGGUCCAUGGUCAUGGGCUGGCUGAUGGUCAUCUGCUCGGUCAUCUGGAUCCCCAUCAUGUUCGUCAUCAAGAUGUACCUGGCCCCCGGCUCCUUCGUCGAGCGGCUGAAGCUGGUGUGCUCCCCCCAGCCCGACUGGGGCCCCUUCCUGAUGAAGCACCGCGGGGAGCGCUACCGGAACAUGAUCGACCCCCUGGGGACAAACUCGCUGGGGCUCAAGCUCCCGCCAAAGGACUUCGAGCUGGGAUCCCAUUACCAGUAGUUGCGGUCCCUCCCCCUCCCCCUCCCCCUCCCGCUUCCCUGGCCCCGCCCCCGCCCCCUCCCCUUCCCCCCCGACCCCACGGCAACCGGCUCACGGGUGGAAGCCCCGCCCCUUUCCCUUUUCCUCCCUCUCCUUCCCGUCUCGAGUCUUCUUCGCGGAGCCAGGGCGUGGCUUCCCGUCCGGCGCCGUCCCCCCGCGGCUCGGCCGUCGUUGUUCUUCACGGUGAGCGGCGGCUGCUUGGUUGGCACGGCGAUCCGCGUAGAACCCCUUUGACGGGGAGGUUUGUCGGAGCGAUUCGUGUUUCCCAUUGGUCAGACCUCUCCAGCCAGGCCCCGGACUCCACAGGGCCUCUCUCUCUCUCUCUCCAGAUGUGGUUUUCAUGUUUUUCAUUUUUCUGUGCCUUUGUGGUAAAAGGUCAGACGUCCCCAGAAGCACAGAAUGCAUGCCCAAAACCGCCCACAGCGGUGAAAUGGAGAACACAACAGAAUAUUUGGUGAUUCUGUGCCAGUAUUUGGACUUUGCACACACACACAUACACACACAAACACGCACACGUUCACCUUCUUUCUCGCUCACUUUCUCACACACUCAACAUAUCUGCUUACUGGUACUGUACACACACACACACACACGCAAUAUCUGUUCACUGGCAACAGAAUAGCCAGAAAUACAUUUUAGAUGUUCAAAUGCUGAGAAAACAAUCUUUCAUCUAUGCCUGCUUUUUACUGUUUUGUUUCCUUUUGGUGUGUUUUCAAUGGGAAACCACUGCAUUGGGUCUGUGUGAAUCCUCACUUUUGGCUUUGGGGUAAUUAAUUAUGCCCAAACUCUGACGCUAUGUGAACUCUUCAAUACUUAUUCUCCCUUAUGCUGUUUUAGAAUGAAGCACAGUGGUAGCAUAGGACACAUGGAGUGCUUGCUUUUCUACUUCUGAACAUGCAAAGCCACCCAGCAAAACUAUUUAUUCUUUGCGAUGCUAAGCUAUAACCCGUAGCCAUAUAUUUGUGCGUUAAAUAUAGUAGAAUAUUUAUUGUUGAACAUUAUAUUGUUGUGGUCUCAUUGGGGAAUUUGUGUAUGAACUCCUCUUUCAUCUUCCAUAGAGGUAAGAAAAGAAGAGAGACUGUAUAUCAUUCUUAUUUGCCAACUGACUGUAUAAUUGUAUCUUGUACAAACUGACACUUUUUAAAAAGUGGUCUCUGUGUCCAUGUGCUGAGUGUUUGUGUUUGUCAUGUCCCUAUGAGUAUCUUUUGAACAACUAUUAGUCAUGAUGAUAGAAUAAGAAUAGGAUAGCGUAGAGUUUUUCUAGAAACUUCAUCGGAAGUCCCGCUGGGACUUCCUUGGUCUCCGUUGCCAUGUGAACCGUCCGUCUUUGUUCAUGUAACAGGGUCUCAGGUAAAUUUGAGUUCAUCAGUCGCAUUUGUAGAUUUGUAGCGCAUGAGGCAACCGUUUAGGUAGUGUUUUUUUUUUGUUCGCUCUUCCGGCAUACCGUUUCCCGAGGGGUUUCGAGACGUCUUCUUCUCACACGAAACCGAAGUCGCAAAAGAACCGAGAACACAACCCGUUUUGCGUGGACGCGCUAAAGCUUUUAAAUGUAUUCGCCUGAUGUUUCACUCAGAAUUAUAGAACUAGCUUGCGCUGACGCUUUCACAUUUUCCCGACCGAUUGCUCCACGCUCGCCAGCGCUUAGGUUCGUAGGAAAUUAGUUUUCAGUGUAGCAUGUCUAAUAAUCUUUCGUUAUUAAUUUGAUCCGAGUGAAUCCUUAUAACAGUAAUGCGAUCGUGUCAACCGGGCGUUCGGUAAGAUUCCUCUCAUUGCCUGAGUUGAUGAGACUUGACUGAGGGUAAUUUAAGUGUGCGGUCUUCUUCCGAACGGAGCAAUGUGGAACUGAAGGCAUUUAACGCAGUGAUCGGUGAGUAGGCUACAGCGCGCUGUAAGCGAACGAUAGUCUCCCUACUUGAGAUUACUGAGAAUGCGCUAUAUGCAGCGAAUUAGCUGAAGCGGAACAGCAGGCUGACAUGGCCACGAGAUGAGAGAAUUGUUUUGGCGGGACAAAGCGCGAUGCGCACCCAGAUGCCGAAUCACUUUUGUGCAGAAUGAGAACAAACAAACAAACAAAACAGAAAAGCAGAAAAGGAACUAAAUUCAUGGAUGCGUACAUACUUGUGGCAAAGUGUUUUAGAACACUUCUUUUUUUUUUAGUGUCUUGUACGAUGUACGCUUGUGAAACUACGCUUCAAGCAGCCUGAAUGUCAACCAACAGGAACUGUGACACCCAGACUGUGGAAGGCCACGCUGUAUUUUUUCGUUUGACCUCUGGUUGCCUUGUCUUGUUCGCAGCGGACCAGACCUGGAAAGGGAGGGGUUGAAAAAUGACAGAAAUGUGCCAGAGACAGGGUGAUCAGGAAUGCUACAGGAAGUAGCAGAAAGCCAAUUCCCUCUCUUGUUAAUAAGCCCAAACUAAACACAUCCUUGUGUUUUCAGCGAUUGCUUCUGCCUCGCUGCUGGCUGGACCAGAGUCUCCCUCCAUCUAGCCUGUCCGUCAAGAGAUUUCAACAAAUGCCUCUUUUUCUAAAGCCAGCGCUGGUUUAUGAUACAUAAUUCUGCUGGAAAUGCUCAAAGACUGUACACUAAGCCUCUGUUUAGCUGAUACCCUGACCAGAACAGUGAGAGGCUUUAUUUUUGGCUCACAGAGAACUGGUUUAAAGACUCCAAGGCAUUAUCGCACGAUCGCAGAACAAUGGAUCGCGCUCGACUGUGUUAAUCGUGUUGCUGUGUGCAUCUGUGAUCGUGUCCGUGCCUCGGUAGGGUACGCGUGUGUUAGUUGCCCCUCCCAGUCCCCGCCCCUUGCAUGUGUCCACGAGUCGCUGUUUGUAGAUUUCACGAUCACACACUGGCACGUGAGGAACAUAAACGUUUAUCAGAAUGUUAGGCCGGAAACCCACCCCACGUACGUACACGAACGCAAAUGACAACGCCAGGCCACCGCAAACGAACAUCUGGGUCGUACACACUUACUGUAACGUGCGUUCUUAUGUCCCUGUGGGGGUAGUAAACCCAAGUCCUCGGGGGGUGAUCCAGGACAGUUGCGAAAGACCAAGUGGUAGACGGCACAAAUGGAAGAAGACUGCUUCAGCCUGUUGUUACCUGCUAUGGCGCCCCCCCUCGCUUCGAAGCUCGGAACUGCGACUCGCGCUUACGCUGUGUUGGGUGACACACUUCAGAACGCAGCGACUUUGCGGUAGCUCGAAGCGUCCGCGUUCGCGUACUUACGUAGGGUGUGUUACAGGCCUAAGUAUGUACGCGGACGCUUCGAGUGACACAGAGUCGGUUUCACGCGUAGCUGUGUUCUAAAAUGCGUCACCUGAAAUUCUUAACGCAACGCUAGCUUGAACUGCAGGUGUCAAGAGUCGCAGUGAGGAGCACUGUAGCAGACAACAACAGGCCGAAGUAGACUUCUUUUAUUUGGGCAUUCUUCCACUGAGCCUCUCUCACAACUGUUCUGGAUACUUGAGCUGUCGGCUUUAUUCAGAACGCACCUUGAGUACGUACAACCAGGACGUGCGUUUGCAGUGCGUCGGCCUGGCGUUGUCAUUAUGCGUUUGUGUACACACGUGGCUUGCGUUUUCGCCAUUUUGCUUUACAGUGAAAUGCGCAAGUCGUUCUUAAUGCCUUCCACUUCAAUUUUAGGCGGUAGAUAACCAAAGAAGGACACAAUUUUGAAGGGGUUUGAGAACAACGAAAAACAAAAACGGAAAAGACGUACGUUUGGGUGACUGAGAUACUGCCAGUCGCGUUUCAUUAACCCCAUUUAUGUUUGCCAACACGUUACAAUACAUCUUCAGGUAACCAUUGGCCUUAUAGAUGUCUUCUAAUUUUAGAAUAUUGUAUGUAUUUCAAAUUAAAGAUAGAGAAUAGCCUAUAGUCUGCCAUAUGUGUAUGUAUGUAUAUAUGUGUGUGUGUGUGUGUGUGCGCGCAUGUGUCUGUGUAAGUGAGAGUGUGUGUAUGCGUGUGUCUGUGUACACUCACGCAUACACAUAUGUAUAUAAUAUACAGCAAAUCUAUUAUCUAGUGAAUGUUGUGUCUAUUUGGCACUUUAUUGUGGACCUAUCACUGUAUAGGUUAAAUUCCUAAUUACUUGCGUAAUGUCAUAUAUUUUGGUGUGUUCUAUGUGGGGUACUGCUGCCUAUGGACAAAGACAUGUACCUCCGUCAGAUGAUGACACUUCCAUCGGUUUGCCAUACAAAUAUAGUAAAGAUAUAUAAUAAAAGUUUUGAAUCUCAUGCUAGUAGGUAAAAAGAGUCAUAUAUUACACAUGAAAUACAUUAUUUAUUUUAAAAUGUCACUAAUUCUUGAGGCCCUACCUCAGAUUUUGUAUUUAUGUACACAAAUGCAAUUUAUGUAUAUCUUUGCCAAAAUUAUGUCAUAAAUUAGAGUUUAUCCUAUAACGUAUAAGUUGUAAAACCUCCAAAUAAAUGUCAAUGUUUUCAGUGUCA